AUGGCAACGGACACCACUCCCCAAGCACAACAGCCAGUGGCAAAAUCCGACAUCAAUUUUGCGGCAGCACUACGAGCUCAAUAUGCAAUCGAGACACCAAAGCUCCAGCGAAGACGACACAAGAAGUUGACACGGGAAGAGACCGAGCAACCUCUGGUUGACGAAACUGCUGCUUUGACCCUUCACUCGAAAAAGACAAAACGUCAGCAGAAACAGCAGCAUAGACGAGAACAGAAAGCUGCUAGCAAGUCUUCGAGCGCCAAUCUACUUGAUCUUCCGGCUGAGAUUCUGUCUGAAGUGUUUAGCUACUUGACGGCGUCUGAUACGUUCCGCAUAGCGAGGACCUCACAUGACUUGAGAGACUUCGUUCACACCAAUGAGAAGACUAUCGCCAAGGAUAUCAUUCAGAGACGCUACUGGAUCUUACAUCGAUGUUUCCCUCUGCCCGUACCUUUUAAGGAUGUCCCCGAAGACUUCCACGCUGGUCUACUCAGCGAAAAACGCCAGGACCUACUCAAUAUACACCGAAAGUCGUACCAUCAGCACAUCGAGAUGGUGGACCCACAGCGCGUCUGCACAUGCAUGACAUGUGUCUUCGCCUGGAACAACUUGUGUCUCAUAGUUGAUCUACACCACUGGCAGAAAAACCUGGCGAACAGAGAGCCUAUACCUAUGAUACCACGAGGCACAAAUCCACAAUGGAACCAGGACCUGCUCACCAAGAACGCCGAAAUGGUCCGACGAGCAAUGGAACACCCUCUUUACUACGCCGUCAUCCUCGAAAAAUACCUCUCAACCAUCACCGCUACCAUCCUGCGCUUCGCAAAAUGGAAGAAAGGCACAACAGCCAAACCCCGUCUCUACCACAUGACCGACUGGGACGUCGCCAAAGGCACAGACGCCUUCCUUGAAAGAAGUGGACCACCAUCUUACGAUUUCCCUUUCCACAGAGAUAACUACUAUUCGAUUGAAGCGUACUUACCUAACCGCAAGUUUGGUAAUGAUGGGAAGUGGCACUAUUAUCCUUUGGCUCCGAGUCAGCAUGAGAAGGAUCUUCAUUGGGUGAAGUCGUCGUUUUAUGCUACGAUGUCGUCGGAGGAACGGAGGACGAGGGCUCUUGCGAGUUUGAAGGAUCAUAAUAUUCGGUGGUCGCAGUAUUUGGAACGUGUGCAGAAGGUGUGA
This is a messenger RNA of Lithohypha guttulata, 1182 nucleotides long. RefSeq lists its product as uncharacterized. Bases 1 to 1182 code for a protein of 393 amino acids. The record is from RefSeq and is a predicted model, not a curated record. Gene Ontology annotation, molecular function: protein binding. NCBI's taxonomy places the organism in Eukaryota, Fungi, Ascomycota, Eurotiomycetes, Chaetothyriales, Trichomeriaceae. The transcript has a single exon.